Molecule: messenger RNA, 5782 nt
Organism: Scheffersomyces stipitis CBS 6054
Lineage: Eukaryota; Fungi; Ascomycota; Pichiomycetes; Serinales; Debaryomycetaceae
Gene: MYO1
Product: myosin 1
Exons: 2
Coding region: 76-5700 (1874 amino acids)
Biological process (GO): vesicle transport along actin filament; actin filament organization
Cellular component (GO): vesicle; cytoplasm; myosin complex
Molecular function (GO): ATP binding; microfilament motor activity; actin filament binding
Source: RefSeq, a predicted model, not a curated record
CGGACUUAUCAAUUUGCCCAGUUAUCUUCUGAGAAGGCAUACACAGAUCGUGCACAAUACCGUCCGCUUAGUACCAUGUCUUCCGACGAUAACGGGUUUGACCUGAAGAACUGGGUGUGGAUCCCAGACACAGACGAUCUUUUCACCAAGGGCUACAUCACAGAUUACAACAAGGACGGCACCUGUCAAGUCACAGUAGUCGGUGGAAACGGCAAUGGAACACAACGAGUAGUACCGCAAGACCAGCUUGAGAAUUGUAACCCUGCCAAAUUCAAUAAGUGCAAUGAUAUGGCUGAGUUGACACACUUGAACGAACCCUCUGUGGUGUACAACUUGUAUUUGAGAUACAAUGACGAUUUGAUCUACACAUAUUCUGGACUUUUUUUGGUCGCUAUCAAUCCCUAUAAGUCACUUCCAAUAUAUGAUACUCGAACGCUUGAACGCUACCAUUCUCACGUUUUCGAAAGGCCUCCUCCUCACAUCUUUGCUACAGCUGAGGGUACUUACAGAAAUCUUUUGUCCAACAAAAAGAACCAAUCCAUUCUCGUGACUGGUGAAUCUGGUGCUGGGAAGACGGAAAAUACGAAGAAGAUCAUCCAGUACUUGUCAUCGAUAACUCAUCCUGUAGGCGGCUCUACGCCGUCUUCACCAGAGAAAAUCAGAGAUAUUUCCACCCAUUCUCGUACCAUUGAUACCAGGAUUCUUCAAGCAAAUCCGAUUCUUGAAAGCUUUGGAAAUGCCAAAACCAUCAAGAAUAACAACUCAUCGAGAUUUGGUAAGUUUAUCCAGAUAUACUUCUCUUCACGAGGAGAAAUCAGUAGAGCCAACAUAGACUACUAUCUCUUGGAGAAGUCCAGAGUAGUAUAUCAGGCGUCUCAGGAACGUAACUAUCAUGUAUUUUACCAAUUCUUGAAAGGGUACGACCAGUUGUCCAACUUUGGCUUGAACAAAGACAUCACCACGUAUAAAUACUUGAACAACCCCAAGAUCACCAUUCCCAAUGUAGACGACUUCAAGGAGUUCAAUAUCUUACUGGAAGCAUUCAAGAUCAUGGGUUUUGAAGUCUCCGAAAUAAAUCACAUUUUCCAGAUCUUAGCCGUAGUAUUGCAUCUAGGAAACUUGGAGUUCACCUCUUGGAAGUCCGAACAAGCAAGCUUCACACAGGAGUCACCAGUGCAAAUUAUAACGGAACUCUUGGGAAUAGACCAAAGCGACUUCACCAAUAAUAUCUUGAGGCCUAAAGUCAAGGCUGGCAGAGAAUUUGUUCAGAAGUCCAAGAAGGCAUCAGAGGCUAAGUACGCCAUAGACGCAUUUGCCAAACAUCUCUAUGAGAAGCUUUUCCAGCUCAUAAUAGCCAGAAUCAAUGUCAAUUUGGAAAACGAUUCUGACCAAGCAAAUGAAGACCUCAAUUUUAUCGGAGUCUUGGAUAUUGCAGGGUUUGAAAUUUUUGAAAUGAACUCCUUCGAGCAGCUUUGUAUCAACUAUACAAACGAGAAGUUGCAACAGUUUUUCAACCACCACUCCUUUAUUCUUGAACAAAGCGAGUACUUGAAGGAAGCCAUCCAAUGGGAGUUUAUUGAUUUCGGUCUCGAUUUACAACCCACCAUUGAUUUGAUAGAAACAAAGAAUCCUAUGGGUGUUUUCAAGCUUUUAGAUGAAGAAUGUGUUAUUCCAAAUUCUUCUGAUAAGUCAUUCAUGGAAAAGUUGGCAGAUCAUUGGGCUAGCGGCCAAAGCAAGAAGUUUCAGCAAAACAAGUUCAAGAGUGGAUUUAUCAUUCAUCAUUAUGCUGGAUUGGUCGAAUAUAAUGUAGAUGGCUGGUUACAAAAGAAUACCGAUCCUGUUAGCGAAAAUUUAUUGAGCUUGCUUCCAUACUCUUCGAACAAUUUUAUUAGGGAUAUGUUUGAGAACGACGAACAUCUUGUGGUGGAUCCCAAGAGAGGUGCCAAGUUGCAGACUGCUUCUCUGAAACACAAAGAUCAAUUAAAAGAUUUGAUGGACCAAUUAGAAUGCACUGAACCACAUUUCGUAAGAUGCAUUUUGCCUAACCUCAACAAGAAAGCUAACAAGUUUGACAAAAAUCUCGUUUUGAGCCAAUUGAGGUGUAACGGAGUUUUGGAAGGUAUCAGAAUUACAAGAGCUGGCUAUCCAAAUAGAAUGACGUUUGACGAAUUCUACCAAAGAUAUGCAAUAAUUAACGUAAAGGAGAUAUAUACCAAAGACCUCAAGACCAACAGUGAACGGAUCUUGAGAUUUGCCGAAUUGGAUCCGGAUACGUUCAAAGUCGGUGUGACAAAAAUUUUCUUUAAGAAUGGUAUUCUUGGAAAAUUGGAAGAAAUGAGAGAUGUUAGUUUGAAAAGAUUAUUCACUGAUGUACAAAGUGUAAUUAGGGGAACUUCUAUAAGAUCAAACUUGCAAAAGAAGAUCAGAGAAGUUCAAUCAGCCCAAAUCAUUGCAAGAACUAUGAAACAGUUGGACGAAUCUAGAAGUUCAAGUCUUUGGAUGGAUUUAUUUAUUAAUAUCAAACCGCUUUUGGAAGAAUCAGUCAAAGUGCUUGAAGAUGCUGAAAUGAGUGAAAAAGUCAAAGAUAUAAGUCUGAAAUUAGAAGAAGCAGAAAAGUCAAAGAGCAACCUUGAGGAUGAAAAUUCCAAAUUGAAAGAGCAAGAACAAAUCAACAAAUUAGAAGACGAAAUCAUAACUACUACCAAUUUGGUUAAAGACAAAGAUCUUAAAUUAGAGAAGGCAAAAAGUGAAGAAGCUAAGAUUUCGUCAAGGAUUCGUGAAUUCGAACUGAAAAUUAAUCAAAUGAAACAAGAAAACAAUAAGUUGUCAGAAGAGAAGAAACUACUAGAUUCCAAGCUUAAAGAGUCUUCAGAAAAUUCGAAUAGGAAUAUUGCUGAUUUGUCAUCCUUGACUAAAGAACGUGAUGAUUUCAAGUCCAAAUUGGCCGACUUGGAAUUGGUUGUGAAGAAACACAAGCUCGAGAAGGUAGAGAGAGAAAAGCAUAUUGAAGAUUUAAAAAAGGAACAUGCUUCUUUGAAGUCAAGUAGUGAAUCUAAAGUGGAGGACAUGAAACAGCUCAGCAGAAAGUUAGAGGAGGAGAUAUCGAAGAACAGUUUGAUAUUGCCAAAGCAUGAAUCUUUACUCGAUGAAGUUAAGAAAUUGAAAGAUCUUCUUUCGAAACUGGAGUCUGAUUUAGAACUGAAGGAUAGAGAAAUUCAAGAGACAAUGUCAAAGCAAAAACUUUUCGAAGAAGAAAACAUUAAGGUUCUCGAAGGAACGAAUAAAGCUUUGAAGAAGGAAGUCGAGAGCCACAAGGAUGAAAUUGCUCAGAAAAAUGCACAGGUGGAAAAGCUCCAAAUUCAGGUUGCAAAAUUAAGCUCCUUGGAAAAAGAGACUGAACAACUCAAUACAUUGGUAACUAAUCAAUCUUUGGAAAUUCAAAAUUUGCAAGAACAAUUGUCUGAUUCAGUAAGAGAAAAUAAAUCACUUUCAGUCGUUGUUGAAAAGCUCAAAGUUGAUUAUGAUGCAGCAAGAAUAGCCAAAGAAGAGUACUCAGACAAAAUUUUUAUUUUAUCGAAGAAGUUAUCUGAAUUAGAAGAGGAAGCUAGAGAGAAAGAGAUCGAGAAAGAAAAUCAGCCACCCGAUCCAGCAUUUGUCGAAGAAUUUGCUCAUAUCAAGUUGAAAUUGAAUGAAAACACUGCUGCAUUGCGCAAAGAAAAGUUUGAGAAUAAGAAGUUGGUUGAAGAACUUUCCAUGCUCAGGGAUAGAUUUCACAACGAAUCUCAACAGGAUAGACUGCCAAUCAAGCAAAAUGAACUUCGUAGUCGUACAGAAACUUUAGAUCUGUUGCACGAAGAGAUAAAUUCAUUGAAACUCCAACUUCAACAAGAAAUGUCCAAUUCUCAAAGAGCAGAAAAUUAUGCAAUUGAUAUUCAAAAGAAAUUGAAUCGUUUACUGGCGACAAGAGGAAUUAAUAGCUGGACUGAUUACGAGAAGAAAUUCAGAGAAUCGCAAAGAAGAGUUCUGGAACUUGAAGGCAAAUUUGAGGAAUUCAUAUCAGCGGACGAGAGUUUCUCUGAAGCAAGCAGAUCAAUCUCAAAAAGUGAUAGUUUUGGCCGUAUCAGCUUCAGUAUGACAUCAAAUCUGGACUUUGCUCAAAUUUAUCAGGACAUUACCAAGACGCUUAGGACGACUCGUGAAGAACUUACAACUUCGAAGAGCGAAAUUCUUCGAUUGAAAUCGCUACUCAGAGAGUCAGAAGAUGAAUUAUAUUCGGCUAAAACGGCCAAUUUCAAGACAUCAAUUUCUGACUAUGAAGACAAGUUGGCACAGCUUACAGUUAGACACGAUACCCUUCGCACUAAGAAUUCUGACCUUGCUCUGAAUCUAGAGCUAUACAAGAGGAGAUCAGAAGAGUAUUAUGACAAGCUUGAACUUGCUGAAGCUGCUGUUCAAAUCAGCAAACGUCACGAAGAAUCUGCUCUCAAUGAUUUGAACGAGACAAAGAACCAGUUAAAGCUUGCUAAGGAAGAGGCUAGAACUUCUCAGAUCAUGAUCAAAGAGAUUAGAACAAAUAACUCCAAGCUUGAAGAAACAAUUCAAGACAAGAACUUUGCCAUGAAACAACAAGAAGCUAAGAUCAAGGAGUUGAAAGAAAAGAUAUACUACCACAAGAAGAACUACGAGAAUAAAGAAAAGACUGAUAAGUACAGAGAAGAAAUCAUAACCUUGAACAAGGAGUUAGCAUUCAAGACAGAUACCGAGAACAGUUUAAUUAAGGACAGCAAGAAGCUUCAGCUUGACCUUGAAGAUUUAACUAAAGAAAAGAAAACAUUGGAAGAAGAUUAUGCAUUGAAGAUUGAACACGUAAAUGUCUUGGAGACGAGAGUAGAUUUACUUUCGAAUAAAUCCAGACAGUUGGAGAAUGCUCAGGAAAUCAACGAUAGAAAGAUAGGGAAUUUGAACAAACAAGUUCUGUCGUUGAGAGAGUUGGUUGAAUCUGUUACGAAUCAGAGAGACGAAUUACUUGAGACCAAGGCCAAACUUGAGGAUCAGCUUCUGGAACUUACACACAAACUUGAUUUGUCGGAAGCUGAAUUGGCUCAGACCAAUAAGGAUAUGAACAUUUUGAGAACACACCUUGAGAACCAAAGACAAGAAUCCAGUGAAAUCAAAUCGGAGUUAUCUCAAUCUAGAUCGUCGAUUAGUAGUGAGAUGCAAGACUACCAGAAAUUAAGAAAAGAACAUUUGGUGUCAUCUGAAGAAAACAUUACGUUGAAGAAAAUUAACAAAGAAUUGAGUUCGAAGGUUCAUGAGUUGGAAGAAAAACUUUAUGGCAAUGAACAGCUUAGAUUCUGGGAAGACAAGGUCAGAGACCUCAUGAAGGAGUUGGACAAUUCUCAGAGCGAAAACCAUGAAGCAUCAAGGACUAUUAAGAAUUUGGAAAAGGACGUCAAGCAAUUGGAAAUUAAGAUUGCAAAUGAAGCUCAACUAAGAAAGAAAUACAACGACGAAAACUUCGAUUAUCAGAAUAAAGUUAGCCACUACAAGUCUUCGCUCGAUAUUCUCCAGAACGAGCAACUGGAGAAAGACUUGCAAAUAAGAACAGCAGAACGAGAGAAUAUUAAUCUCAAGGAGAGCAAGUUGCUGUUGGAAAAAGAGGUAUUAGAAUUGAGACAAAGACUAGGGAUCAAUGCUUAAAAUCUACUUUCAUGUUAUAUAUAUGUACAUUAUUUACAAAUCUUCUAUCAAUAACGCUAAAACGAAUACUUUUAGAUCUUGA